Molecule: messenger RNA, 5343 nt
Organism: Oncorhynchus nerka (sockeye salmon)
Lineage: Eukaryota; Metazoa; Chordata; Actinopteri; Salmoniformes; Salmonidae
Product: FYN-binding protein 1-like
Exons: 18
Coding region: 3125-5188 (687 amino acids)
Biological process (GO): T cell receptor signaling pathway; integrin-mediated signaling pathway; protein localization to plasma membrane
Cellular component (GO): plasma membrane
Molecular function (GO): protein binding
Source: RefSeq, a predicted model, not a curated record
GUUUGCUGUCAGAAAAUACUUAUUGCAAGUGAGGAACAUGUGAAGCAGAAUUAUUCAUUGGUUUCAGUAUCACUAAGUAAGCAUUGUCUAGUGGCAGUUUCAUUGCUUUACUUACAGUUGAAGUACAGACUGCAGGAAAAAGAAAAAUAGUUUUCCAUGAUUGUGAGGCUCAGAUAUAGGUCAUGGUGUCUAACACUGUCCUCCAGCUCAUCAACAGCCUCAACCCAUGUGUGGUUAGACAUAUUGGUUAGACCAGACUCUGAAAGAUGAUGGUUGUGGUGUGUUGAAGCUAGGCAACAGUUUGUUGAAAAAUACUUUUUGUCCAUCUUAUUGCAAUUCCUGUACUGUCUUCAUCUGAUAUCAUGAGGUGUAUUGUACAGUGACAAUCACAAGUAAUAACGAUUUUAUGUCAUCUGUCGUGUCCAUUUCACCUUGUCAGUGCUUUUCGAAGUGCACAGUUUAAUAAGUGCCAUGAUUCCCCAUGUUGAAUCACUCAUCAGUUCAUGGUGGUCUCACUUCAGUAGGACUGGAAAGAAGAACUCUGAAGGAAGUGGCUGGAAGUGACUAAUGUUUUGUGUUGUGCUAUACAGGAUGUGUGUCAUUUAUACUCUACAAGGUGUUGAAAGCGUUCCACAGGGAUUCUGGUACAUGUUGACUCCAAUCCACAGUUAAGUUGGCUGGAUGUUUUUUGGGUGGUGGACAUUCUUGAAAACCCCAGCAGCGUUGCAGUUCUUGACAAAUGGUGCACCUGGCACCUACUACCAUACCCUAUUCAAAGGGACUUAAAUAUUUUGUCUUGUCCAUUCACCCUCUGAAUGGCACACACACAGUCCAUGUCUCAAUGAUUAAAAAUCCUUCUUUAACCCUCCCCUUCAUCUACACUGAUUGAAGUGGGUUUAACAAGUGUCAUCAAUAAGGGAUCAUAGCUUCACCUGGUUCACCUGGCCAGUCUAUGUCAUGGAAGGAUGUUUUGUAUUCUUAGUGUAUGUUCAUGAAUAAAGCCAAACUGUUCAGAAUGUCUUACAGUAGAAUAGGCUAGUUGUGUUUUUGUACUGCUGAUGAUGUGAGUGUUUAGCGCUGAGGAAAAUGCUAUUGAAUGUAUACCACCAGCAAUGGGAGGGACUGUAGAAACUAGAGAGCUGUGAUGAAAAACUUGUAUUACUGCUUUCUCCUCAGAGAAUCAUGGUGGUCACACUUUCUCAUGUCACUUAAAUUAUUAAGUGACAAAAAUGAUGACCAGACCACAUCAACGCAAUUAUUUUCCUACAAGCCUAUGGAUUGCUUAUACAUAGAAAAGGAAAAAGUAUUCAUCCCCCUUGGUGUUUUUCCUAUUUUGUUGCAUUACAACCUGUAAUUUAAAUAGAUUUUUAUUUGGACUUUAUGUAAAGGACAUACACAAAAUAGUCCAAAUUGGUGAAGUGAAAUGGAAAAAAUUCAAAAUGGAAAAGUGGUGCAUGCGUAUGUAUUCAACCCCUUUGCUAUGAAGCCCCUAAAUAAGAUCUGGUGCAACCAAUUACCUUCAGAAGUCACAUAAUUAGUUAAAUAAAGUCCACCUGUGUGCAAUCUAAGUGUUACAUGAUCUGUCACAUGAUCUCAGUAUAUUUAUGCCUGUUCUGAUCUGUCACAUGAAGACCAAGGAGCUCGCCAAACAGAUCAGGGACCAAGGUGUGGAGAAGUACAGAUCAGGGUUGCAUUAUAAAAAAUUAUCCGAAACGUUGAACAUUCCACAGAGCACCAUUUAAAUCCAUUAUUAAAAAAUGGAAAGAAUAUGGCACCACAACAAACCUGCCAAUAGACGGCCGCCCACCAAAACUCACGGACCAGGCAAGGAGGGCAUUAGUCAGAGAAGCAAUAAAGAGACCAAAGAUAACCCUGAAGGAGCUGCAAAGCUCAGCGGAGAUUGGAGUCUGUCCAUAGGACCACUUUAAGCCAUACACUCCACAGAGCUGGGCUUUACGGAAGAGUGGCCAGAAAAUAGCCAAGCAAAGUAAACACGUUUGGUAUUCGCCAAAAAGCAUGUGGGAGACUCCCCAAACAUGGAAGAAGGUACUCUGGUCAGAUGAGACUAAAAUUGAGCUUUUUGGCCAUCAAUGAAAACGCUAUGUCUGGCGCAAACCCAACACCUCUUUCACCCCGAGAAUACCAUCCCUACAGUAAAGCAUGUUGGUGGCAGCAUUGUGCUGUGGGGAUGUUUUCAUCGGCAGAGACUGGGAAACUGAUCAGAAUUUAAGGAAUGGUGCUAAAUACGGGGAAAUUCUUGAGGGAAACCUGUUCGUCUUCCAGAGAUUUGAGACUGGGACGGAGGUUCACCUUCCAGCAGGACAAUGACUCUAAGCAUACUGCUAAAGCAACACUCGAGUGGUUUAAGGGGAAACAUUUAAAUGUCUUGGAAUGGCCUAGUCAAAGCCCAGACCUCAAUCCAAUUGAGAAUCUGUGGUGUGACUUAGAUUGCUGUACACCAGCAGAACCCAUUCAUCUUGAAGGAGCUGGAGACGUUUUUCCUUGAAGAAUGGGUAAAAAUCCCAGUGGCUAUAUAUGCCAAGCUUAUAGAGACAUACUGUACCCCAAGAGACUUGUAGCUGUAAUUGCUGCAAAAGGUGGCUCUACAAAGUAUUGACUUUGGGGGGGGGGUGAAUAGGUAUGCACCUUUUUUUGUCUUAUUUCUUGUUUCACAAUCAAUAAUACAAAUUGCAUCUUCAAAGUGGUAGGCUUGUGAAAAUCAAAUGAUACAACCCCCCAAAAAAAUCUAUUUUAAUUCCAGGUUGUAAGGCAAGAAAAUAGGAAAAAUGCAAAGGAAGGUGAAUACUUUCACAAGCCACUGUACCAGUUGGCUCAAAGCAGCUACGGUUUGGUAGCUAAAAUGCCAAUGUAUGUCAGUUGCUUAGCACUGGUAUGACAGUGGUUGUGUUCAUAUAAACUGUACAGACUGCUGAUAGCACUUCUCAUUUCUCACCUCCCUUGAUCAGAAUAGUAAUAGCCUGUACACUUCCUGUGUAUGUAUAAAACCAUGGGUCUUUGUACAGGAUAGUAUUACAUUGUCUCCAGACCCACACAAGGCCAGGGCUAUACAGUGUAUGGAGAGACUUGGACAGAUUAGGAGGAAAGAACAGACGUCAGGGCUCUUAUGGCUCGCUUCAACACAGGAGGAGGCAGCCCCAUGGAGGGAGGGGUUCACCCUAAACUGGCAUCCCACUCCAGCCUCUCCACUAGUUCCCCUCUCUUAGCCAAGCUAGCUGCCCUGGAGAAGAGCCGAUCAGGAGGAGCCCUGACCACCACUAACUCCCCUGCAACUAAGCCUGUGUUUCAGAAGAAAUUUGAGACCGCAGCCAGAGAAGAUGUAGGAACCUUGUUCCCCAAACCCCAGUCCUUCAAACCCAGGCCUGUGGAGACCAUCAGGGACACAGAGUCUACAGGGCCUGAGUCCUCUUUCACUAUACCUCCUCUGAAAAGACCUGUCAACACAGCCUUUCCGGACAACAAGGUCAAACUGGCUCCGGCCUCAGGCUCAGCCAAACCUCCGUGGGUAAAGGACAGUGAGUCAGAAAACACCCCUACACUCCCUAAACUGCCCUUAGCCCUCAAACCAAAGAUCUCCAUCUCAUCACUGCAGUCCAACCUUGACCAAGAGACCCCGAAGGAACAUCCAACACCAUCCACCCCCAAAUUGCGCCCGAUCUCCAUGUCCAAAUUCCUUCCACCCCACACCCAGCAGAACUCCCUCUCUAGACAGGAAAGUGAAGCAAGCCUCCCAACUUUGAACUCUAGCAAAUGUAUGCCUCCCCAACCUCCUCUCACUCUGAAACCCAACUUCCUGACAGCGCAAGCUGGAGCGAGGGAUGAACUGGUCCCUCAUGAAGAGAAUGAUGAUCCCUCUGCCCCUAAGAAGAAACCCCUGCCUAAUGUGUUUUCUCUGGGGGACCCUCCUCUGAAACCCAACAGGCCUCCCCAUGUUACCUUACAGAUGUUUAGGACUGAAGGUCCUGAGUUGAGCGCAGCGGGGCCUCCUCCUCCUAAUCUUGCUCCCCACACCAGCAGUUUCCCUGCACCUCUGACACCCUCCCUCCUCUCUAACUCCCCUGCAGCUAUAAUCCAGCCCAACCAGGAGGAUAGCUAUGACGACAUUGGGGUCAUGAAUCUCCCUUCACCCCUUCCCCCUGGAGGACAUCCCAACCUAAAAAUUGAGGCAGAGUUGAGUGAUGAAGAGAUGUAUGAAGACUUAGAGGAGAGAUGGAUUGAACAGGAGGCUAAAGGAUCGAAAGAAACCAACGAAGUGAAAGGGCAAGAGAAGAAGAGCGACAAAGAGGAGAAGAAACGACUAGAGCAGGAGAAGAAAAUGCAGAAAGCCAGAGAGAAGAAGGAGCAAGAGGCAAAGAAAAAGUACAAGCUCUCUGAGCCGAUUCAGGUGAUUCACAAAGCCAAGGCUCAGGUGGAAUGUAAAGGAGGAAAGACUGACCUGCCACUAACACAGGGAGAGACUAUAGAUAUCAUACGCAUCACUGACAACCCAGAGGGACGUUGGCUGGCCAGGAACAAUGAGGGAAACUAUGGCUAUGUAAGGACUGAGGCAGUGGGCAUUGACUAUGACCUUAUAAAGGAGCAGAAGAAAGGACCCCUACCUAACCAGUCUGAGGAAAAGCCUGAGGUUUAUGAUGAUGUAGGCAUCCUGGACAAUGCCUGCAGUGGGGUCAAGGUCCAACAAGCUGAAGAUGGUGAUAUCUAUGAUGAUGUGGAUGGAUCCAAUCAAAACAGAUUUCCCCCUCCACUACCUAAAGAGGGAGAUGAGAUUUAUGAUGACGUGGAGUCCCAGAGCUUCACUGCCCCUCCUCCUCUCAACAGUCUCCCUCAGCUGACACCUAAGGGAAAGCAGGAGGUGAUGGACCCCAAGAAGAAGAAAAAGUUUGAGAAAGAGGAAAAGGAAUUCAGGAAAAAAUUCAAGUUUGAAGGGGAGAUCCAGGUGUUAUAUGAUGUUACCAUAGAUCCUACCUUGGACAGUAAGAAAUGGGGGAAUAAAGACCUACAGUUGAAGCCAGGAGAGGUGAUCGAUGUCAUUGUGAAGCCAACAUACGGCAAACUGAUUGGCAGGAAUAGAGACGGGAAGUUUGGUUAUGUGUCCAUGGUCAAUGUUGCACAGGAUGGUGGAGAUGUUUAUGACGACAUAGGAGAAAACUGCAUUUAUGACAAUGACUGAGACUUCUGUGUCAGAAUGUACUGAGACAACCAGCACUGAAUCUGCAAUGCACACUGCAACUGGUCAUCUUUAUUUUAUCUGAUGAAAAAACAGAUUACUUAAACUGUUUAAUUGAUUGUCUUGAAAUAACUAUAGAUAAAUGUGCCUUGACUAUA